Aureobasidium namibiae CBS 147.97 is the source of this 2556-nucleotide messenger RNA. RefSeq names its product small oligopeptide transporter. Gene Ontology annotation, molecular function: oligopeptide transmembrane transporter activity. NCBI's taxonomy places the organism in Eukaryota, Fungi, Ascomycota, Dothideomycetes, Dothideales, Saccotheciaceae. The coding region runs from base 1 to 2556 and encodes 851 amino acids. The transcript is spliced from 6 exons. The record is from RefSeq and is a predicted model, not a curated record. Gene Ontology annotation, biological process: transmembrane transport.
AUGUCGUCCAAAGGCAUUGGUAAGAGGUUCGGCUUCAAAAGGUCGAACACCAAUCAAGAAGAGCCUAUCACGGUCAAUGAGAUCUCCAGACUUGACAGUCAGACCAAGGAUGCUGGCAGCAGCAGCAAACUCGGUCCCGACCAUGGAGUCGCGGAAGAGGUCAUCGUGGGUGAUGUUCGCGACAUCACUGAGGUAGAGGCCAACCGCCGCCUCAAGGCCUUUAAGAGAGACCAUAUGUGGGAUCCCAACAUGUCCGAUGAAGCCAUUGAGAUGGUCGAUGCCGCUACUGGUGCUCAUGACUUGAAGGGAGAGGCACAAUUGGUUGGCGCCAUGAUCGAAGACUCGCCCUAUCCUGAGCUGACAUUCUCAAAGGUCCGCGCUGUCGUGAGAAACUACGACGAGGAUGUGCCUGCAAACACUUUCAGAGCAUGGACUAUUGGUCUUGUCAUGACCACAGUAUGCUCGUCACUCAACGCUCUGUUCCUGCUGCGCUAUCCCAACAUCUCCAUCGGUCCUUACGUCGUACAACUUAUCUCCUAUCCUAUCGGUGUCGCUAUGGCGAAGUCUCUGCCUAACAAGGAGAUUGGGCUUUUCGGAGUGAGGUUCAACCUCAACCCAGGCCCCUUCAACGUCAAGGAACAUGUUAUCAUUGUUGCCAUGGCCAAUGCUUCGUUCGGAGGUGGCGCGGGAUACUUUGUCGACACCGUCGUAACGCUUAAGAAGUUCUACCACUUCAACACCAGCCAGUUCGGAUGGGGUUUUAACACUCUAUUUGCCUUGUCUACUCAGUGUCUGGGCUUUGGUCUCGCUGGAUCCGUCCGAAAAUUCCUUGUCGAGCCCGCCGCUAUGAUCUGGCCUGGUGCUUUGGUCAACGUGGGUUUCAUGUACGCCUUGCACGACCAUAGCAAGGCUGACCCCUCGACUACUAACGGCUGGUCCGUCAGUCGUUACAAGUGGUUCAUGAUCAUGAUGGUUGUCAUGUUCGUAUGGUCCUGGUUCCCUGACUUCAUCAUCCCUGCCUUCAGCUACUUUGCCUGGGUCACUUGGGCCAAGCCCAACAACGUCAUUGUCAACCAGCUCUUCGGUCAGCAGACUGGUGUCUCCUUGGGCUUCCCCUUCACCGGUUUCACUCUUGACUGGGCUCAGAUCAAUUCUUUCUAUAAUAGUCCUUUACUUGCUCCAUGGCACGCGCUCGCCAACACUGGUGUUGGUAUUAUCUUCUUCGGUUGGAUCGUCGUGCCUGCUCUGCAAUACAGCAACGUCUGGUACGGUGAAUAUCUGCCCAUCUCUCAGAACGGUAUCUUCGACAACACGGGAGCUACCUACAACAUCUCCAGAAUUCUCACGCCUGAGCAUGUUGUUGAUCCCGUCAAGUACGAGGCAUACUCGCCUCUGAUGCUUUCUACUGCCUUCGCCCUCACCUAUGGUAUGAGUUUCGCUAGUAUCGCUGCCCUUGUCAGCCACACAUAUCUCUUCCAUGGUCCCGAGAUCUGGCGCCGCUUGAAGUCCUCCAAGGGAGAGCUUGAUGAUGUACACAUGAAGAUUAUGCGCAAGUACAGGCUUGUGCCCACUUGGUGGUACCUUGCUCUGUUGGCUAUCAUGACCGCAUUUGCCUUCGUGUCGGCACUCGCAUACCCUACCAAGAUGGAGUGGUAUUCUGUCAUUCUUUCGCUCGUCAUUGCGACGGUCUUCACGAUUCCCAUUGGUAUGAUUCAGGCUUUCACCAACAUCCAACUCGGUCUCAAUGUUUUCACCGAAUUCAUCAUUGGUUACAUUCAGCCCGGCCACCCCAUCGCGAUGAUGAUGUUCAAGACUUUUGGAUACAUCGUCAUGACUCAGGCACUCUAUUUCUGUCAGGAUCUGAAGCUUGGUCACUACAUGCAUGUGCCUCAGCGAACCAUGUUCAUGGCUCAACUUGUGGCCACUGUUUGGUCUUGUCUCUGCCAGCUCGCUACUGUUGAGUGGGCCAUGGGUGCUAUCAAGAAUGUUUGCACCAAGGCUGCAUCAGGAGAUUUCACAUGCGCUUCCAUCAAGACCUUCUACAACGCAUCCGUGAUCUGGGGCGCCAUUGGACCCAAGCACAUAUUCUCUUCUGGUGCUAUUUACCAGGGCCUUCAAUACUUCUGGGUUGCCGGUUUCAUGGCUCCCAUCAUGGUUUACGGGCUCGCUCGCGUCUUCCCUAGAGUAUCGUUGAUUCGCAAGAUCUCCAUGCCUUUGAUCUUUGCCUGUUUUAGUUAUGUUCCUCCCUACUCGGCUAUGAACAUCCUUUCUUGGGCCCUUGUGGGGUGGGCGUUUAACAAGUUCAUCCGUAACAGAUACCGUGGCUGGUGGAUGGAGUACAACUACAUCACUUCUGCCGCCUGGGACGUUGGUCUUGCGCUCUGCGCCAUCAUUCUCUUCUUCUGCGUCCAGCUCCCAGGCAAGACCAUGCCUGACUACUGGGGUACUACCAUUGUCGGUAACACUUUGGAUGGUACCGGCGGUACCGCCAACGCCAGAAAGGUGGUCACUGGUGACGAGAUCUUCGGCCCUCCUGCUGGAUCUUGGAAGUGGUAA